This is a messenger RNA of Sinocyclocheilus grahami, 2457 nucleotides long. It is a transcript of the gene slc38a9, whose product is annotated as solute carrier family 38 member 9. Gene Ontology annotation, cellular component: lysosomal membrane. The record is from RefSeq and is a predicted model, not a curated record. Gene Ontology annotation, biological process: amino acid transmembrane transport. The coding region runs from base 147 to 1796 and encodes 549 amino acids. NCBI's taxonomy places the organism in Eukaryota, Metazoa, Chordata, Actinopteri, Cypriniformes, Cyprinidae. The transcript is spliced from 15 exons. Gene Ontology annotation, molecular function: L-amino acid transmembrane transporter activity.
GACUCUGCACUACUAAUCCCAUGCGACAUUUGAAAAGCAUGCGCCGUUUAAAUACUGCGUUUCCUUUUCAAAACAUUUGUUUGUCUCAGCAGAUUGUCGGCUUUUUUCUGCUUUGGUGAUGAGGGUUUAAACGAAGCACGAGCAUCAUGGAUGAGGACAGUAAACCGUUACUAGGAUCAGUGCGAGCUGGGGAGUAUUACACCGAUUCGUUGGACCCCAAGCAAAGAAGGCCGUUUCAUGUGGAGCCCAGAAACAUAGUGGGAGAUGAUGUUCAGGAGCGGGUGUCCUCUGAAGCUGCGGCGCUGAGCAGCAGAGUUCAUUACUACGGCCGUCUGACAGCCUCUUCAGACCGACUGCUGGUACCUCCAGAUCAUGUGAUUCCUUCUCCUGAGGACAUCUAUAUCUACAGUCCACUGGGAACAGCGUUCAAAGUGCAGGGGGGCGACAGUACUGCCAAAAACCCCAGCAUUGUCACAAUCUUCGCCAUAUGGAACACUAUGAUGGGAACAUCUAUAUUAAGUAUGCCAUGGGGAAUAAAACAAGCUGGCUUCACUCUGGGCAUCAUCAUUAUUGUUCUUAUGGGCUUGCUGACGCUCUACUGCUGCUACAGAGUAUUAAAGUCCACAAAGUCCAUACCGUAUGUCGAUACCUCAGACUGGGAGUUUCCUGAUGUGUGUAAAUAUUACUUUGGGGGAUUCGGAAAAUGGUCGAGUCUUGUUUUCUCACUGGUGUCACUGAUUGGUGCGAUGGUGGUCUACUGGGUCCUCAUGUCCAACUUCCUGUUCAACACAGGAAAAUUCAUUUACAACUAUGUUCACAAUGUCAACACAUCAGACACUUUUGGCACAAAUGGAACCGAUAGAGUGAUCUGUCCAUAUCCAAAUUUGGAUCCAGACGGAGACAGCAGCACUCUCCAAUACUAUGUGAGCGAGAACAGCACAGGACAGGUGUUUGAUCUUUGGUGGAGUAAAACCAACACCAUCCCGUUUUACCUCAUUGUUCUGCUGCUGCCGCUGCUCAAUUUCCGCUCCGCGUCCUUCUUCGCCAGGUUCACCUUCCUCGGCACCUUGUCGGUGGUUUAUCUCAUCUUUUUGGUCACAUAUAAAGCCAUUCGACUGGGCUUUCACCUGGACUUCCACUGGUUUGAUUCAUCAACGUUUUUUGUUCCAGAGUUCAGAUCGCUGUUUCCUCAGCUGACUGGGGUUCUCACACUAGCAUUUUUCAUUCACAACUGCAUCAUCACGCUUAUGAAGAACAACAAACAUCAGGAAAACAAUGUGCGGGAUCUGUCGUUGGCGUACCUGCUGGUGGGGAUAACAUACCUCUAUGUGGGUGUGCUGAUCUUUGCUGCUUUCCCAUCACCACCGCUGUCUAAAGAGUGCAUUGAACCAAACUUUCUGGAUAACUUCCCCAGCAGCGAUGUGCUGGUGUUUGUAGCGAGGGCUUGUCUUCUGUUCCAGAUGACCACCGUGUAUCCUCUGCUGGGGUACCUGGUGCGCGUGCAGCUGAUGGGGCAGCUCUUUGGGGACCAUUAUCCCAGUUUCCUUCAUGUGUUUAUUCUGAACAUCCUUGUUGUGGGAGCUGGAGUCCUAAUGGCCAGGUUUUACCCCAACAUCGGCUCCAUCAUCAGGUAUUCGGGGGCCCUGUGUGGCUUGGCUCUGGUGUUUGUGCUUCCCUCUCUGAUCCACCUGACCUCACUGAACCGCAGAGGGGAGUUACGCUGGCCCUCCGCCGUCUUCCACGGCUUCCUCGUCCUCCUCGGCGUGGCCAAUCUGUUCGGCCAGUUCUUCAUGUAGCACGCUGUGCCUUAAAUGAGGCGCUCAUUGUCUGUGUUUACCUGAUGGAAGAGGAGCUCUGUGUGUUGGGAACAGUUCCUUGGGUGCUUCUCACAGGAUUGAAGUCAUGGUAUUAGAAGUACUAACCAACUAAUCAAGUACCUGUGAAUUUCAUUACAAGAAACUCGCUCAAAGGCACCGAAUGUCUUAGUUUUUACAUUUUAAAAGGGUUUAAUUAAAGCUAUGCAUUUAUCAUAUUGCUUUUAACAGCUCAGGAAAAGCUAUUUCUGCAGGGAUUCAAUCAUUCAGUUGUUUUUAAAUGUAUUUUAAUUUUCUUCAAUCGCUAAAAUCACCAUCUUAAAUCAAAAUUUGUGUCCUCGCUCUGAAUUUGGCACAUUUAGUUGAAUGCAGAGUGAAGAUACUCAUGUAGCAUGUAAUGAGCGGGGUACUAGAACUGUACUGAACGCCAGUGACUUCUGUGUAACAUCACUGCUAGAGUGUGCUUGUAAACCAUUCACAUUCAAAAUCAAGUUCUUGAAUUAGGACCUUGCUACAGAUGAAGUCAGUGUGCAACAUAAAUGCAACCCGAAGGUCUUCCAGACCCAGUCUUUACUCUGACAGUGUUGUGUAAAGGUAGUGAAAUGUAACCCGCUUACAGUAAUUAAUGGAUACAUAAAGGGAA